GCCAAGGAAAAAGACUUGUUUCAUUUAGAGAAACUCCGCAGACCCGAGAGGACGAUGGCAGGUUCACCGGACCAGGAAGGCUUCUUUAACCUGCUGAGCCACGUGCAGGGUGACCGGAUGGAGGAGCAGCGCUGUUCCUUGCAGGCUGGACCAGGCCAGACUCCAGAAAGCCAGGGUAGCCCUGCUCCAGAGAUGGACAAUCUCAUGGAUAUGCUAGCCAACACCCAGGGCCGACGCAUGGAUGACCAGCGGGUAACAGUCAAUUCCCUGCCCGGCUUCCAGCCUAUUGGUCCCAAGGAUGGAAUGCAGAAACGGCCUGGGACCCUCAGUCCUCAACCCCUGCUCACCCCUCAGGACCCUGCCGCACUCGGCUUCCGCAGGAACAGCAGCCCCCAGCCCCAGACACAAGCUCCUUGAGAGUUCUAGCCAUCCUGGGCCCUCCCACUGGCCCCUGAGAACAAUAAAAACUUGGCACUAGCAAUAAACAGUUGAACGUGU
Molecule: messenger RNA, 498 nt
Organism: Acomys russatus (golden spiny mouse)
Lineage: Eukaryota; Metazoa; Chordata; Mammalia; Rodentia; Muridae
Gene: Pcp2
Product: Purkinje cell protein 2
Exons: 4
Coding region: 55-417 (120 amino acids)
Molecular function (GO): guanyl-nucleotide exchange factor activity; protein binding
Source: RefSeq, a predicted model, not a curated record